This is a messenger RNA of Penicillium argentinense, 2277 nucleotides long. Its product is annotated as diphthine--ammonia ligase family protein. NCBI's taxonomy places the organism in Eukaryota, Fungi, Ascomycota, Eurotiomycetes, Eurotiales, Aspergillaceae. The transcript has a single exon. The coding region runs from base 1 to 2277 and encodes 758 amino acids. Gene Ontology annotation, biological process: protein histidyl modification to diphthamide. Gene Ontology annotation, molecular function: diphthine-ammonia ligase activity. The record is from RefSeq and is a predicted model, not a curated record.
AUGGCAUCGAAAACCCCCUCACCAGGGCUGAAUGUAAUCGCCCUGGUAUCCGGAGGCAAAGACUCCCUCUACUCAAUCCUCCACUGCAUCCGCAACGGCCACAGAGUGGUCGCCCUAGCCAACCUGCACCCCGAAAUAAAAAGCCAUGCAUCAAGCGGCUCAAAAGACCAGGGUGACGAAGAAGACAUCGACAGCUUCAUGUACCAAACAAUCGGUCACAGCGUCAUCCCGCUCUACGAAGAAGCACUUGGCAUCCCACUCUACCGCGCCCCGAUCACCGGCGGCGCCGUGGAUACUUCACGGAUCUACCGUCAUGAUGCUGCAGACCAAUCUGUCGAGUCGGGGGCUGCCUCUGAAGACGAAACGGAGUGUCUCGUCCCCUUGCUUCACCAGGCGAUGCAAGCACAUCCCGAGGCGAACGCCGUCUCUGCGGGCGCCAUCCUCUCGACGUACCAGCGUACCCGCAUCGAGAACGUCGCUGGUCGACUCGGUCUUACUCCACUGGCUUGGUUGUGGAUGUAUCCUUCCCUCCCCGCGCCGGCCGAGCGAGAAGCUGACCCCGCGGCUGUGCGGGAAGCAGGCUUGUUGGAAGAUAUGUCGGCCGUUGGGUGUGAUGCGCGAAUCAUCAAGGUUGCCUCGGGCGGUCUGGACGAUGGCUUCCUGUGGGAUAAUGUCUCUGAAAGUGGAAAUGGAGGCCGGGCGUUUCGCAGACGUGUUGUUAAGGCUAUGAGUCGGUUUGCUGCGCCGGAAGAUAUCCGCGGUGCGGUGCUGGGGGAGGGUGGGGAGUACGAGACUCUUGCUAUUGAUGGGCCUGGUCUUCUGUGGAAGAAGCGGAUUGAAAUUGAAGAGCGGGAGAGCAGGACUGCGGAGGGUGGUGUCGCCUAUACCAGUCUGAAAGGGGCCAAGUGUGUUCCCAAGUCUGAGGGUGAGCGGCCAGAUGUCGCCCCGCAGAAUGUUAGGAGGCCUGUCUUGCUGGAUAGCGUAUUUGCUGCUGCGUUGGGCGAUGUCUCCUCUGCCUUGAAAACUACACAGACCGAGCAGGCCAUGCAACAUGAUGCAAUAUCAUCGCCAGCAUGGCUCUCCAGCCAACCAAUGCAUCGCCAAACCAAUACAACAUGGACUAUCUCGAACAUUAUUGCGCCAGAGGCUGGUCCCGGCGCAGGGGAACAAAUGACCGAGAUCGUGGCCAAGGUCCAAGGAACACUGAAAGCAUUUUCCCAGCCACGAAAAACGGAAGACAUAGUCUUUGCGACGGUGCUUCUCCGCUCAAUGGCCGACUUCGCCUCCAUGAAUAAAAUCUACGUCUCACUUUUCAAAAAGCCAAAUCCUCCCGCAAGAGCAACAAUCGCCUGCGGCGACCGUCUCCCAGUCGGCGUCAAUGUCAUGAUUUCCUUUGUCGUGGACCUAGGUGCUCGAAGUAGUCGCCAGGGUCUGCACGUUCAAUCACGAUCAUACUGGGCACCUGCGAAUAUCGGGCCUUAUUCCCAGGCAAUGUCCAUCCCACUUCAGGACCAGAGCAGGCUGGUUUAUGUAGCUGGACAGAUCCCGCUCGAGCCUGCGUCGAUGGAAAUGGCUUCACAAGGGAAGUCUUGGCUUGAUGAUUACUCUCUACGGACUACGCUGGCAUUGCAGCAUAUGUGGCGAAUUGGAGAGGCGAUGCAGGUUGACUGGUGGGUGGGCGCAGUGGUUUUUCUGACGCGCGGAGAAAACAUUCAGACCCAGGUGCGGGUGGCAUGGCAUCUGUGGAAGACGAUGCAUACACUCGAAGUUAACGACGAAGACGAGGAGGAUGACGAACCGCAGAUUGAUGCUUGGGAUAUCAAGUAUGGGCGUCAGACCGAGGACGUGGUGGCUGAAACUUGGAGCUUGCCCCGAUUUGGCAUUCUGGAUUCUAAUGCCGCAACUUCUGUACCGCCAUUUUUGGCCGUUGAGGUUGAUGAGCUGCCCCGCGGAAGUGAUAUUGAAUGGCAAGGUCUUGGAAGUCGAUGUGCAGACAUUUUGCUAGAAAGCCAGGCCGAUUCCACAGCGGCUACUGCUGAUGGCAGAUACAGCUACACCUGCAUCGAGAUCGCCAGCCUAGAAACCGCCAGUCUCGCUUCUAUCACGGAAAGCCUGUAUAUGAAACAAGGCCUGUCGCAGGCUAUUCUAUACACGACACAACCGGUGUCAGAGGGCUCCUGGGCUGGGCAGGUUGUCCCAUGCAGAACAGUAUGGGGCCGAGAAGGAAAGCCAUUGGCUGCUGGAGUCGUUCUCCAACAGGAAUUUGGAUCGGAUUAG